AUGGACAUUCGACUCGCACAGCCAGACGACCUCAUUGGAAUGCAAGCAUGCAAUCUCCAAAACCUUCCUGAAAACUAUCAGAUGCGAUACUAUCUAUAUCAUAUACUAACAUGGCCUCAACUGUCCUACGUUGCACGAGACCACAAGGGCAGGAUAGUGGGCUACAUUCUCGCCAAAAUGGAUGAAGAUACGGAGCAACCACCGCACGGCCAUGUUACCUCGAUUUCUGUUUUGCGAGGCUAUAGACGACUGGGCAUCGCAAAGCGCUUGAUGCUUCUUUCUCAGAGAGCCAUGUCCGAAGUCUACCGGGCAGAUUUUGUUUCUCUCCACGUCCGAAAGUCGAACCGGGCUGCGAUUGCGUUGUACAGGGACACGCUUGGGUUCACGACACACCAAGUCGAAAAAGGAUAUUAUGCCGACGGAGAAGAUGCAUUUGCCAUGCGCUUAGAGUUUCCGGAGAACAAGGGCGUUCAUGAGAAAAAGGGGGAAAAGGACCGAUAA
This is a messenger RNA of Serendipita indica DSM 11827, 501 nucleotides long. NCBI's taxonomy places the organism in Eukaryota, Fungi, Basidiomycota, Agaricomycetes, Sebacinales, Serendipitaceae. The record is from the annotation of a GenBank genome assembly.